AGGCCCCGCCCAUUUCCAACAUGGAGUCACACGUGUCCUGUUCUCCAGAGAUGGAAACAAGGAGGUUAGAGGGGAAAUGGGAGAAUGAAGAGCCGGACACUGAGGAUCCUCUGGACACAAUCAAGAAAGAUUCUGAUUCUGGGGACGAUUCCCCUGAAGAAGAACUGGAAAUAUUACAGAUAAAGAUAAAAGAAGAGGAACCUGAGUCUGAAGAGGAUCUGACCCCUGUGGAAAGUUUGGCAGUUGAGGCCAGCCGUUUGUCUGAUGAGAGCAGAACAUGGAGAGACUUGCCGAGGUCACAAGAGGAGGAACAUGGUGAUCCGUUGGAAAGAUUAAAGGAGUGGUCGAAGGCGAGUGAAGUGAUUCUUGGGCUGGCGGAAGACAGAGAAGAGACUAAUGCAGAGUCUGGAAUAAGAGCUGAGAAUGGCUCGGCAAGUGCUAAAGGAUCCGGCUUUAUCUGCAGCAAAUGUGGCAAAUGCUUCUGCGCCAGUAUUGAUCUUCUCACUCACCUUUGUGCUUCUCACAACUACCAGAAGACUCACACAGGGGAGAAACCUUUCUCAUGCCCAGAAUGUGGCAAAUGCUUCUCUCAAAAGACCCACCUCCAAAGGCAUCAGAAAACUCACACCGGCGAAAAGCCCUUCACGUGCCCAGAAUGCGGGAAGAACUUUACCCAGAAGAUCACGCUUGUCAAACACCAGGCCAUUCACACAGGGGAGAAACCCUUCAUGUGCACGGAAUGCGGGAAAUACUUCUCUCAGAAGAGCCACCUCAGUAGUCACCAAAAAAUUCACACAGGGGAAAAAUGUUUUUCAUGUGUGAUUUGUGGGAAAAGCUUCUCUCAUAAGUGCAGCCUGAUGAACCAUCAGAUGAUCCACACCGGGGAGAAACCAUACACCUGCACAGAGUGCGGGAAAAGCUUCUCUCGCAAGCACUAUCUUCACAUCCACAAACAAACUCACACAGGAGAUAAACCUUACAAAUGUACGGACUGUGGGAAGAGUUUUUCUCAGAAAAGCCACAUUUACAGCCACCGGAAAAUCCACUCAGGGGUGAAACCAUACAUCUGCACUACAUGCGGGAAAAGCUUUUUCCACAAGAUCAGCCUUAUGAGUCACCAGAUGAUUCACACCGGAGAGAAACCAUUCACCUGUAUCGAAUGUGGGAAAAGCUUUUCUGAAAAGAGUAAACUCCUCAAACACUGGAGAGUUCACACGGGAGAGAAACCGUUCACGUGCACCAUAUGUGGGAGAAGCUUUUCUCUCAAGGUUCAUCUUCAGACCCAUCAAGUCAUCCACACAGGAGAGAAGCCAUUCGCCUGCUCCGAAUGCGGGAAGCGAUUUGCACGAAAGAGCAAUCUUCAAGGGCAUCAGAAAACUCACACGGGGGAUAAACCUUUCUCUUGCACAGAAUGCGGGCGGCGGUUCACGGAAAAGAACAAACUUCUGAGGCACUGGCAAAUUCACUCGGGUGAGAGAUCUUUCGUAUGUUCCACGUGUGGGAAAGGCUUUUCCAUCAGAGCUGAUCUUCGCAACCAUCAGAUGGUUCACACGGGGGAGAAACCUUUCACUUGCACGGAAUGCGGGAAGAGCUUCUCACGGAAGAGCAUCCUUCAGGGCCAUCAGAAAACCCACACCGGGGAGAAACCCUUCACCUGUACAGAAUGCGGCAAAUGCUUCUCUGCCAGCGGGAUACUUGUCCGGCAUCAGAGAGUUCACACGGGAGAGAGACCUUUUAUCUGCACAGAAUGUGGCGGAUGCUUCUCUCAAAAGAGUAUCCUUCUGAGACACCAAAAAACUCACGCAAAAUCUUUCCCAGAACAGGAGCCACAAAUAUUACAAAUAAAGAUAAAGGAAGAAGAAUCGGACUCUGAAGAUCAUCUGACUUCAAAUGAAAGGGCAUCUGCUACACUUACUGAUGCAGAUGAUGUUGUGGUGAAGAAGAGGAGACAGUGGGUUCAGCCGAUGUGCUAUCAGCGCUUUUCCAAAGGUCAGUUUCACCUGCUGUAUGGAAAGCUACGGAAAAACCCUGAGAAGUUCUUUGCCUACAUCCGGAUGUCCAUCUCCACCUUCGAUGAGCUCCUGAAGCUUGUUCAUCCUCAUCUCCAUCGGAUGGAUACGAAUAUGCGCCAGGCCAUAUCCCCAGCGGAACGACUGGUUGUAACAUUAAGAUUCAAGAUGGAGUCUCUUUGCUCUGUCAUCGCAGUAAUGCUACCAGGAGAAUUCUCUCGACAUAAAGGACGCCUAUCUACAUGUUCCCAUGUUCCCUCCUCAUCAGAGAUUCUUAUGCUUUGCCUACCAAAACGUGCACUACCAACCUGCUCCCCAGGUGUUCACAAAGAUCAUGGCAGCAGCGACGGAACUUGGUGGUUGCAGCUCAACAAUCUCGCCAACGGAAGGCCACUCAACAGUCUUUCGGGCUGGGGAGCGGUCCUGGAGGGCAGAACUGCUCAAGGCCUUUGGUCAAGGGAGGAGAGAAGGCUGUCCAUCAACCUGCUAGAGAUACGAGCAAUUCGGUUGGGCCUAAUCCACUGGCAACGGGAGUUGACACGACAAGCCGUGGAGAUCCAAUCGGAUAACUCAGCGGCAGAAGCAGAUUUUCUAAGUAGGCAGUUGCUAGAUCCAGGUGAAUGGUCGCUAAAAGACAAGAUCUUCAACGACAUAACAGAGAGAUGGGGAGUGACAAAGGUGGACCUCAUGCAGAAUCGGAAAGUCUCCAACUUCUUUGCCAGAUCUCCUCUCACAAGGGCCAAUCCUCCAUCUAAAUCCGUCGAGCCUCUCUUUGACAGCGUGGCUUUUGAAACCAUGGUUUUGAAGCGGAAGGGGUUUUCUGACACUGUAGUGAGAACUUUGAGAGCAGCUCGAAAACCGGUGGCCUCAUCCUUUCACCUAAACCAGGAGAUUACUAUCCCCACCUUCUGUCCGUCACCAUCCAAUACAAAGGAGGCGGCACUUCACACCCUUGAUCCGGUCAGGGCCCUCAUGUUUUACCUGAAAAGAGUUCACGACUUGCGGAAAACAGACUCCUUGUUCAUCUUCCGGCCCACAGUGGGGCACACAAGCCUCCAUGGCUACUAUCUCCCGCUAGAUAAAGCAAACCAUCCAAAGAGCCUACACAGCACAGGGGAAGACGCCGCCGCUGGGCAUCAAGGCACAUUCAGCCAGAGGGAUGAGCACUUCCUGGGCUUUCCGAAGCCAAGCCUCAACAGAACAGCUGUGUUCCUUGCUACGGGCAGCACGUUUGCAGCUUUGCACUACCAGUUCCUGAUUGGAAGGGCUACGAUUGGCAUGAUAGUGCGGGAAACCUGCAAGACCAUCUGGAAUGUGACUAAAGAUCUGGUCAUGCCCGAACCAAACACUGAGAAGUGGAUGAAGAUCUCUGAGGGCUUCUAUGAGAAAACCAAUUUCCCCAACUGCAUCGGGGCCCUAGAUGGCAAGCACAUCCGUGUCACCAGACCCCCCAAUACCGUGUCCAAGUCUUGCUCCAAGAUCUUCUUCACGGUUUUGUUGGCCCUGGUGGACAGCAGUUACUGUUUCACCUGUAUUGAUGUGGGAGCCUAUGGCAGCGAUGGAGACACCAGCGGGUUUUUUAAAUCCAACCUCGGAAAGAUGGUGAAUGAGGGGAAACUUAACUUUCCUUCAAAUAAACCUCUGCCAGGCACCAAAGGCCCCGCGCUCCCAUAUGUUAUAGUGGCUGAUGAGGCAUUUGGAAUCUCGACAAAUGUAAUGAGGCCUUAUCCAAUCAGAAACCUGACUGGAACUAAACGAGCUUUCAAUUACAGGCUGACCAGGGCGAGGAGAAUGGUGGAAUGCGCAUUUGGAAUACUGGCAAAUAAAUGGCGGGUGUUUCAUUCUGCUAUACAGCUCAAUACCGCCUUUGUUGAUGACAUUAUUAAAUGCGCAUGUGUGCUGCAUAAUCUGGUGCUGAUGAGAGAUGGGAUUGUAUUUGAGGAUUCCAUAUUGGAUCCUUUACCUGGAGUGCCCUGGAACGUCGUGCGAGGACCUAAUAGCGGAAUGAGUGUUCGAGAUGCCUACGCCCAGUAUUUUGCUUCUCCAGAGGGAGAGGUCCCAUGGCAAAAUGAGAAUAUACAUUCCCAUCCCCUGUACUCACAUCUCCAGCCUCAUCUACUGGGUUCUCCAGAGAUGGAAACAAGGAGGUUAGAGGGGAAAUGGGAGAAUGAAGAGCCGGACACUGAGGAUCCUCUGGACACAAUAAAGAGGGAAAUGGAUCCCGUUCCUGGGGCCGAUUCCCCAGAGACACAACCACAAAUAUUAGAGGUAAAGAUAAAGGAGGAAGAACCAGACUAUGAAUAUUUUCUGCCCACAAUAAAGAGGGAAAUAGAUUAUGUUCUUGUAGCCGAUUGUCCCACAGACUAUACAGUGAAAUUAGAAAUGUCCAGAUCACCGCAGAGCUCACAACUAUCAGAAGCCGCUGAACCCUGUUGCCCUCAGGAUCCCGUCAAGGCUGAGCAUGAAGACGACUCAGUAUUUAAAGGGCCAGUAAAGUGCAAAACUGAUACUGAUUUGGGGUGUCAGUCUCAAGCCCCCAGUUUGAUGAGCUGUAAAUGUGGGAGCAGCUUCUCGUUGGAGAGGGAUCUCCUUGCACACGUUUGUGCUGACACUUCACAAAACUUCACUAAUCAAUCUAAGAACAUCGACACAGAGGCCGGACCUUUUAGUUCUAAAGAGGGAAUUAAACCCAGUCAAGAUCUGCAGGUUCCCACUCGGAAGAAAACGAUUAUGUGUCCGGUAUGUGGGAUAUUUUUCCAUAGAAAGAGCCAACUGGAGUAUCACCAGAACAUUCACACAGGGGAGAAGCCUUUCCAAUGCAGCGAGUGUGGGAGGAGCUUUGCUUUAAAGGGCCAGCUUCGCAAACACAAGGGCGUUCAUGCCCGGGACAGGCGGUUCUCAUGUACAGAAUGCGGCAAAUGCUUCUCUCAUAAAAGCAACCUUCGGAACCAUCACAAAAUCCACACCGGGGAGAGACCCUUUGCGUGUACGGAAUGCGGCAAAAGCUUCUCUCAGAAGAGCCACCUUCAAAGUCACCAGAGAAGCCACACGGGGGAGAAACCCCACGUCUGCACGGAAUGCGGCCGAUGCUUUUCUCUAAAGAGCAAUCUUGUGGCGCAUGAAAAGAAACACAAACACAUGAAGACCUUCGCGUGCAGCGAGUGUAAGAAAACCUUCUCCGACAUGGACGAACUUCGCAUCCACCGGGCAGUUCAUACGGGGGAGAAAGCCUUCAAAUGCAAAGUAUGUGGGAAAAGCUUUUCUCACAAGGGCAAUCUCCAGAACCAUGAAAUAAUCCACACCGGGGAGAAACCAUUCACUUGCACGGAAUGUGGCAAAAUCUUCUCUAACAUGGGCCGGCUGUGCGUCCACCAGGCGGUGCCGACACAAGAGAACGCUUUCAGGUGUAAAGUAUGCGGAAAGUUCUUUUCUCGCAAGAACUGUCUGAGGCACCAUAAACGAAUUCACCGAGGGGAGAAACCAUUCACUUGCACCGAAUGUGGGAAAAGCUUUUCUGACAUGGGCAAACUCUUUACCCACCAGACUAUUCACGCUAGAAAGAAAGCGUUCCUAUGUAAAGUAUGCGGCAAGCGAUUCACGUGCAUGGAUUAUCUGACAAACCAUGAAAUAACUCACACAGGGGAGAAACCAUUCACUUGUACGGAUUGUGGCAAAAGCUUUUCUCACAAGGGUAAGCUCUGCGUCCACCAGGCGGUUCACGCAAGCGAGAAAGCCUUCAAAUGUAAAAUAUGCGGCAAAAGCUUCUCUCGCAAGGACUAUCUGAAGAACCAUGAAAGGAUUCACACUGGGGAGAAACCAUUCACUUGCACAGAAUGUGGGAAGAGCUUCAGCGACAAGACCAAUCUUUACAGCCACCAGAAAGUUCACACGGGAGAAAAAAGUUACACCUGUACAGAAUGUGGGAGGAGUUUUCUUCGUAAAGACACCCUGAUCAAUCACCAGAAGGUUCACACCGGGGAGAAACCCUAUACCUGCACGGAAUGUGGCAAAAGCUUAAGCAGCCAGUCCAGCCUGAUCCGGCACCAGAGGAUUCACACGGGAAGUAAACCUUACAACUGUGCCGAAUGUGGGAGGAACUUUGCUGGAAAAGGUGAACUUCGGAGGCACAAGAAAGUUCAUAAUCGGGAAAAGUCUCUUCAGGAACAAAGUGUGGGCAAAGUUUUUAUCAAUAAUUCGGCCUUCACCGUUGUUACUGGGUUUUACAUAGAAGAGCAGCCCUUUGCUUGUGUAGAAGGAUGAAUCCUGCAGAAAGACGGUAGAACGUGGUGCGUAUUCGCCAUUAUUCAGCUUUCGACACCCCACCCACUCCCAAACUGCCCCCAAUGGUAACCUGACUGGCACCUCCUUUAGACCCGCCCAUCUCUGACAUCACAAAAAGGGGAGAGGCAGAGUAAGGUCAUGGGUGGAGAGAGUGGAAGAAGAGCAUAAACAACCUCCCCCCAUGAACCAUAUAAUGUGUAGGUAAGUUGGCCUAAAUCUGCCUGACCAGAGGGUCCCUCGGGUUUCUUAUUCAAGUGGGGGUUCAAACCUCUUUGCAGUAGAAGUAGCUCACCUCCCAACUGUCCUGUUUUCUGUGGCACUAGUCCUGAUUUUGACUCAUGAUUUCGAUCUCCUGCACUGACACCAGAAAAGGAUACAACGUUUCGGAAGCUUAAUUCAAAUAAUUGACAGAGAGAAGAAAGAGGCUGCUCUGAUGUUCUUCUGCUUAGGAAAGAUGUGAGAAAGGUUUCUAAUUUUAUUCCUAAGCAGAAGAACAUCAGCCUCUUUCUUUCUCCUGACAACUUCCUUGACUACUUGCUGGUCAGACUGGUGGGAAACUGACCAGCAGGUGGUGCUGUUGUAACACAAUUCAUUCAUAUUAACAGUACAUGUAUCCCUUAAUAUCUUGGAAUUAAACAUAAAUAAAUAAUGAAUGUACAAUACAAUAGUGCUUAGAAUAGCCCCCUCAUCAGUUUUACAUUCACUUAUUUUGAAGGUUUACUUAUCCUUUAAUAGACUGGAAUCUGCAGGGCAGGAUUUUCACUGAUCUCUUGCCUGGCAAACUCAGGUAUCUGUGAUGUUCAUUACUUUGUCGGUAUUAUCUUUACAUCAUGAGAAGUGUUUCUUUUGCAGACACCCCCUUUAUUAUCGACUUUCCUGUAAUGUCGAAUACGUUGGUUUUUAUUGGGGGAAUAAAAGACAAAACGAGUGAAUGAUUUGAAGGUCUUUACUGAAUAUGAUUGAACUCCAAUAUGGAGGAAUAAAAUACGUGAGAUGUGGA
Molecule: messenger RNA, 7290 nt
Organism: Xenopus laevis (African clawed frog)
Lineage: Eukaryota; Metazoa; Chordata; Amphibia; Anura; Pipidae
Gene: hkr1.S
Exons: 16
Coding region: 21-6269 (2082 amino acids)
Source: RefSeq, a predicted model, not a curated record